CAUUUCCUCAUUCCUAUCCCUUUCUGCGGCUCAGCCAACACCGUACCGGCCUCCGAAACCAUGAAGUCUCUCCUCAUCACGAAUCUUUUCUGGAUUCUAACUUUCUCCAAGCUUGGAGAAGCCCACAAGUGCUUAACGCUACCCAGUGAUAGGGAUUGGCCGAGAGAUCAUGAUUGGGAGCAACUCAAUCGAACGGUAAAUGGAAACCUGGUAGCGACAACUCCCAUCGGCUCUCCUUGCCAUGAUCCAAGUUACGAUGCCGUUGCCUGCGACAAGCUGAAGGCAGAAUGGCUCAAUCCCUUGACGCAUAUUCCUUCUUCGCACUCCAUCAUGCAGUCCUACUUUGCCAACCAGAGCUGUGAUCCAUUCACAGACAGAGCCAAGCCUUGUUCGCUCGGCAACUAUGCGGCCUACUCUGUCAAGUGUACCACGUCUGCAGACGUAGUGGCUGCCGUCAGAUUUGCGGGGGCUAAAUUCAUUCGCAUCGUCACGCGCAAUACCGGUCACGAUUUCCUCGGGCGCUCAACCGGCGCUGGAGCUCUUGCUGUUUGGACACAAGGACUGAAGGAUAUUUCUUUCGGAACUUGGUCUGAUAAAUACUACUCUGGCCCUUCAGUCACGGUUGGUGCAGGCGUCAUUGGCUACGAGAUCCUCGAGGCUGCCGCGAAGCAAGGCUUGACAGUGGUAUCAGGAGAAUGUGCAACUGUUGGUCUUGCUGGAGGCUUCACGCAGGCAGGAGGCCACAGCGCUCUCAGCACUCAGUUUGGUCUAGCUGCCGAUCAAACCCUCUCAUUCGAAGUAGUCACAUCUUCGGGCAAAGUUGUCACUGCCUCAGCUACAGAGAACUCUGAUCUGUACUGGGCUCUCAGUGGCGGCGGUGGUGGAACUUUUGGUAUCGUCACUUCCAUGACUGUUCGAGCGUACGAGUCAAAGACCGUAGGCGGUGCAGCAAUGCAACUUCUUGCAUCUUCAACAACACCUGAAAAGUUCGCAGCUGCGCAGGCUAAAUUCCAUGAGCUCAUGCCUGCUAUGAUCGACGCAGGAGCUAUGGUUGUUUUUCUUAUCAACACUCAAUUCCUCGUCCUCAAGCCUGUCACUGUCUGGGAUUCCACUGCUUCAUAUGUCAAAGACGUCGUCCUCAAGCCUUUUUCAGACGCACUCGUCGAGCUAGGCAUUACUCCACCAAUUGCUUACAGCGAGCUAUCCUAUCGCGAUCACUACGAUAGAUACAUGGGUCCUCUUCCUCGUGGAAGUUUUGAGGUCAAUCGUUACCAAUUUGGUGGCCGCUUGAUUCCACGCAGCGUCCUAGAGAACAACACUGCUGAAUUAACAAAAGUGUAUUCCGAGCUCAUAUCUGAGGGCGUUCUUCUAGCCGGAAGUUCGGCCAACUACGAAAAGCGAUCUGGAACACCCGACAACGCUGUGCUGCCUGCAUGGCGCGACACAAUCACCCAGCUUCAACUCAUCACCAAUUGGGAUUCCUCCGCUCCUUGGGAAACCAUGGAAGCCGAUCAAGCAAAGAUAACCGAUGUUUUCAUGCCCAAAAUCGAGGCUGUCACUCCUGGAAGUGGCGCUUACAUGAACGAGGCGGAUUUCCACCAGAAGAAUUGGCAGUCCACAUUUUUUGGUCAAAACUACGACGAAUUGGUACGGAUUAAGAAGAGGUACGAUCCCCUAAACGUCUUUUACGUCCUAAAAGGGGUGGGGAGUGAGGAAUGGGAUGUGGAUACUGAUGGAAGGAUGUGCCGGGCCUAG
Molecule: messenger RNA, 1755 nt
Organism: Periconia digitata
Lineage: Eukaryota; Fungi; Ascomycota; Dothideomycetes; Pleosporales; Periconiaceae
Source: the annotation of a GenBank genome assembly